UGCGCUGCUGCCGCCGCCUCCAGUAUAUAAGCCACUGCAAGUGCGGUCGCCAGCCCAGUGCCAGUUCGGGAGCCGUGUAUCUUUCCUUCGUUUUCUCCCUGCGUCCUCGGUCCUUGCCGGUCCGGGACAUCCCUCUCCUUCUGAGCAGCAAUUUCUGGUGCUGCCACCUGUCUCCAUCGCCCCCAGUGCCAUCCCCAUGAAGAAAACCAACAUGUGGCUGUUGGAUCGGCUGAGAGGGUCUGGGGAGAACGGUGCCUCGCGGGGGGCAGAUGGGGACCGGUCCUCCAAGGGGCCCCUCUACAGCAAUGUGCUCACCCCAGAUAAGAUCCCUGAUUUCUUCAUUCCUCCAAAGCUUACCUCAGGGCCCGGGGAGGUGGAGGGAGCAGCCACGGGUUCGGGCUCAGGCUCCAGCUCCCCACACUUAGGAUCAUCAACCUCUGAACAGAACUUGGCCUCUGGCAGCAGCGGGGCCCGAAAGGCCCAGCGAAGCCCCCGUUUGCCGGCCAAGCUAGCAGCUGAGAGUAAGAACCUGUUGAAGGCAGCCAGCCGACACGUGAUCCAGAUUGAGACUGCUGAGGACUGGCGGCCGGAGGAAGAGGAGGAGGCUGUGGCCACCAAUGCCGAUCCCCAGUCCCAAACUGCCAUGUCCUUGCCCUAUGUACCCAAGGCCCAGACAUCCUACGGGUUUGCCACUCUGAUGGAGAGCCCCCACACCCGACGCAAGGAAUCACUGUUCCACAGCGAGCACACUGGCCUGGCCCAGGCUGGAUCCCCUGGCGCCCUUCGGAGAGCCGGAGCCAAGGCCAAUGGUGAGGGCACCUCCCGGGCCGAGGCCCUGAUGAGCCCCUACCGAUACUUCAGUGGAGGUGAGAGCGACACAGGAUCUUCGGCUGAGUCGUCCCCCUUUGGGUCGCCCCUGCUUUCACGCUCUGUGUCUCUACUCAAGGUUUUUGCCCAGGAUGGGCAGGCCAAGGUGAGCCAGCUGAGGCACUCUGUGGGUCGCCACAGCUCCUUGUCCACAGAUGACAGCUCUGCUGACGUCAGCCCCAGUGCCCGCCGCCGUGCCCGCCGUGCUACCCCAACAGGCUCAGAGGCCAGCAGUGAGACUGCCCCAACCCCUCGGGGUGAGCACACGGUGCGCCUGGGUAAACGAGGGAGCCUUCGCCUGGCAGCCGAGUAUGACCCGGCCCAGGCCCGCCUCCGGGUAAGGCUGCUAGCCGCCGAGGGUCUCUAUGACCGUCUCUUCGAUACUCGCAGCAUCAAUUGCUGUGUGGGCCUCUGUCUGACGCCCGGGAAGCUACAGAAGCAGCGAAGCACCAUCAUCAAGAACACCUGGCACCCCAUCUUCAAUGAGGACUUUUUCUUUGAUGGUCUGUGCCCCUCUAGUGCCCGCAAGCUGGCUCUCAAGCUCAAAGUAGUGAACAAGGGAGGCAGUCUAAAGAGGGAUACCCUGCUGGGUGAGAAGGAGGUGCCCCUCACGGCCCUGCUGCCUUUCUUGUGAAGGCUCUCCCCAGCCCGGCCCCCCCAUCGCAGAGGAGGGGGUGGGGAACCCCUCUCUGACCCAUUCCUGCCCUAGGUGCUCCUCUCGGUUCCUUCCACAUUUCUGCCCCACCUGCCCCACCUGCCACCCAGGGAAUGUGGGGAAACUCCAAACCCACAGCACUGAGAGGUGGCAUGCCCAGGGUGAGGGGUCCCAGGAGGGAUUAGGAGUGAGGGACAAAAAUGGCCCUCACAUGGGGCCCUGGCUCACACCCAGACACCUGGCUGUGCUUCAGUCCCAGGUCACUACAAGAAACCAGAGUGUCAUUUUCACUAGUGGGGGUGGGAGGAGGGAGGGGGCUGAGACGACAACACUAGCAGUGGUGAGAGCCCUGGAUUUGGCGUCAGGAUAGUUUGGCCUCAGAUCCCAGCUUUGCCACUUGCUCACUAGGAGACCUUGAGCAAGUCUCUUCUCUCUGGCCUCGGUUUACUCCUCUGUAAAAUGAAAAUGUUGGACUAGAUAAUUUCCAAGAUCUGCUCCAGAUCUGAAUCCCAUGACCUGGAUCUUCUGGUCCAGGGGUCUCGCCUCCCUCUAGCUGGGGAAGGAGACUUGUUGAUAUAUGGGGAGGACACAAGCAGGCAAGAAAAAGACUGGGCUGUUCCCAGUGGGGAGAAGAGGGGGUAACCUCUCAUUCCUCUGCCCUCCUCUAUAAUCCUAAGACUGUACCUUCCUCCCACAUUCCCUUUCUGCAUAGUUCUAAACUGGCUUGAUGAAGAUUUGCUGGAAUUUGGGGAACCAAGUCAGGGAGGAAGGGGUCUGGGGAACUUCCAGGGGGCUAGGGGGCUAAUGGAAGGUCCUUGGGGCUGUAUAGGAAGAGUCAACCUCAAAGGGCAGGGGAUGAGAUUCUUUCAAGGGCUGUCGAGGGCCUGGCUCCUGCUUGCCCCCGACUCUGCUUUCCCAGGAGCACCCAGCUGACUACUCCAAAUCGGGUGGGAAGACUGCCAUCUCCCGAAGCCAAUCAUGGCUCUACUCCCUGCCCUAGGGGAUAAUGAUUAAAGGGAUGACCUCUGGGAAUGAUCAAAAGCAAAGGUGGGGUUCUAGAGCCAAGAGAAGUCUUAGAAUUAGUGGGACAAUCUAGUCCAACUCCCUUGGUUCUACAGAUGAUGAAACUGCAGCUCAAAGAGAAUGAGUCUCCUGAGGUCACACAAGAAGAGAGUGUCAGGCUCAGGGCCAGAACACUGGGUUCUAGAGGGGGCUGCUCUCACUCCAGCACACUCUAGUGCUGAGCUCAGCCUGGAAAAAGCCCUGGAAAGAAAAGAUUACAGGAUUGUUUCCACCUCAUCCCCUGGGGGAUGGAGACAACCAGCAUGUCUGCCUGUUUCUGCUCCAAUACCCCCACUCUUGACAGUCUGCCCUCCCUCUCCUCUUUUGGCCAGAGGGGUGCUUUGUCAGUAUUUAAACCCUCUGCCCCCCAGCCAGGGAGCCUUUCAGUCCCAGGCACUCCUGGCCAGCCUCCUCCCCUCCUAUUAUUUCCUACUCCAUGCUAUCAGUAUCCUCUGUCCCUUGUCUCCCUGCAUGAAUCCUGGCUUCUGCCUGAGAGAGUGCCAUGGGGCCCCCGACUGUGCCUGGCUUCUAGGGCCCAUGCUUGGCUCCCCAUCCUCUUGGACACAGCAGAUGGCAGCCAUAGGCCUUGCUGUGCGCAGCUAUUUAUACUUGGAGAGUGAUUGACAUAUACCCGUGUUUUAUUCUGCGUGUGUAAAUGUGUUUUGGAUACAGUCCGAGUGGGUACAGUGAUUCUUCAUGUUUUUUUAAUUUUUUUUUUGGUAGUUCUGUCACCUUUAGGAAGUCUUGGCUGGUCCCUGAGGGCAGGCAGAGGGAAUUCCCAGCUCAGUCAAAGACUGGAGGCAGCGUGGGAUGGUUGCCAACAUAAUUCAAGUCCCGUUCUGGGAUGGGGACCUGGCACUCCUUUUUGGCACCCCAUUUGGAUGGCUGGCCAACAAUCCCCAGAGCUCUCCACUGGGGCCUGAGCGCAAGGCAUCCCUUUCACCCGGACUCCAUGGGCUGGGGAUGAGGACUAGCAAACCAUUGCUCCUUACUUGAUGGGCAAGACUGGCCAAUCCAUCUCCUCCACAAUUGGCCUCUGCCUCCAUUUCCUGGCUGGGGAAAAGCUUAGGGCACCUGAGCCAGAAGGAAUCUGACCAUUGACUCUAGCCAGAUCAUUUUAGUGAUAGGGAAACUGAGGCCAAAAGGGGCAAAGUGAUUUGCCAAAGAUACGCAUGGUGAUUCUGGCAGCAGAGGAGAGCCUGGGCUUCCUGACUCUUGGUCCAGGGCCACCUGUUGUGUGAUUGGGAUUAGUAACUGACCUAAUCCUUCCAGUGGCUGGGGAUGUGGGGAGGACUGAGGCCAGGGUGAAAAAUCUGAACAGAAGGUCUGAGCUUAGCGCCUCCAGGGGAUCCAUUCCUUUACUCCAUUCCCCAAACAGAGAAGUUGGUAAAAAUGGGCGCUCAAAGGGUGCCUUGCCUGACCCUGCCGGUGCUUGGAAAUCAACACCUCCUCAUCCCAGUGGAGACCCUGGGUCUCUAGGUUCCUUCCACCCCCUCCACUCCUCAAUGAGCCUGUCUUCUGCUGGCACCUGCCAAGUGGGCAAAAAACAUCUCGACCCUCUUUAUCUCUUGCAGUUCUGUUUUGGUGUUUCGACUUUCCUAAUAACUUUUAAAGUGAACCCUAUUUGCCCGCCUAUGAGUGUGUGUGUAUGUGUGUUUAUAAAUGCGUUUU
Molecule: messenger RNA, 4255 nt
Organism: Phascolarctos cinereus (koala)
Lineage: Eukaryota; Metazoa; Chordata; Mammalia; Diprotodontia; Phascolarctidae
Gene: C2CD4C
Product: C2 calcium dependent domain containing 4C
Source: RefSeq, a predicted model, not a curated record